Indicator indicator is the source of this 2792-nucleotide messenger RNA. RefSeq names its product TNF receptor associated factor 7 (gene TRAF7). Gene Ontology annotation, cellular component: nucleolus. Lineage: Eukaryota; Metazoa; Chordata; Aves; Piciformes; Indicatoridae. Gene Ontology annotation, biological process: Notch signaling pathway; ribosomal large subunit assembly. Bases 12 to 2024 code for a protein of 670 amino acids. The record is from RefSeq and is a predicted model, not a curated record. The transcript is spliced from 20 exons. Gene Ontology annotation, molecular function: zinc ion binding; protein binding.
UGGCCUAGAUUAUGAGCUCAAACAAGAGCGCUCGCUACAACCGUUUCUCCAGUGGCACACCAAGCAUCACUCCUGCUGAAAACACUAACGGGACAAGAAUGGAAACAACUUUCGGGCCAGCCUACUCUGCUGUGACCACCAUCACAAAGGCUGAUGGGACCAAUACUUUCAAACAGCAUCGUCGGACCCCAUCCUCCUCCAGCACACUCACCUACUCCCCACGAGAUGAGGAUGAUGGCAUGCCUCCCAUCAGCACUCCGCGCCGCUCCGACUCUGCCAUCUCUGUCCGCUCGCUGCACUCUGAGUCCAACAUGUCCCUGCGCUCCACGUUCUCACUCCAUGAGGAAGAGGAGGAGCCAGAGCCACUAGUGUUUGCUGAACAGCCCUCUGUGAAGCUUUGCUGCCAGCUGUGCUGCAGUGUGUUCAAGGAUCCAGUCAUCACAACCUGUGGGCACACGUUUUGCAGAAGAUGUGCCUUAACAUCUGAGAAGUGCCCUGUGGACAACGCCAAGCUGACGGUGGUGGUGAACAACAUCGCGGUGGCGGAGCAGAUCGGGGAGCUCUUCAUCCACUGCAAGUACGGCUGCCGGCCUGCAGCCAGCAGCAAGCCUGCUGCCUUCGAGGUGGACCCCCGGGGAUGUCCCUUCACAAUUAAACUGAGUGCCAGGAAAGAUCAUGAAAGCAUCUGUGACUACAGGCCAGUUCGCUGCCCCAACAACCCUAGUUGCCCACCUCUCCUGAAGAUGAACCUGGAGGCACAUCUGAAAGAGUGUGAGCAUAUCAAGUGUCCCCACUCCAAAUACGGGUGCACAUUCAUAGGAAAUCAAGACACCUAUGAGACCCACCUGGAGACCUGCAAGUUUGAGGGUCUGAAGGAGUUCCUACAGCAGACAGAUGAUCGCUUCCAUGAGAUGCAGGUGGCAAUGGCCCAGAAGGACCAGGAGAUUGCCUUCCUGCGCUCCAUGCUGGGGAAGCUCUCAGAGAAAAUCGACCAGCUGGAGAAGAACCUGGAGCUUAAGUUUGAUGUGCUGGAUGAGAACCAGAGCAAGCUGAGCGAGGACCUGAUGGAGUUUCGCAGAGAUGCCUCCAUGCUGAAUGAUGAGCUCUCGCACAUCAAUGCUCGGCUCAACAUGGGCAUCCUUGGCUCCUAUGAUCCUCAGCAGAUCUUCAAGUGCAAGGGGACCUUUGUGGGACACCAGGGCCCUGUCUGGUGUUUGUGUGUUUACUCCAUAGGAGACUUGCUCUUCAGUGGCUCCUCAGACAAAACCAUUAAGGUGUGGGAUACCUGUACCACAUACAAGUGCCAAAAGACUUUGGAGGGUCAUGAUGGAAUUGUACUGGCACUCUGCAUCCAGGGGAACAAGCUGUACAGUGGCUCUGCUGACUGCACCAUAAUUGUGUGGGAUAUCCAGAACCUGCAGAAGGUGAACACGAUCCGAGCACACGACAAUCCUGUUUGCACUUUGGUCUCCUCACACAACAUGCUCUUCAGUGGCUCUCUCAAAGCCAUCAAGGUCUGGGAUAUUGUAGGCACCGAGCUGAAGCUGAAGAAGGAGCUGACAGGUCUCAACCACUGGGUGCGAGCUCUGGUGGCUUCCCAAAACUAUCUUUACAGUGGCUCUUACCAAACCAUCAAGAUCUGGGACAUCCGUAACCUGGAAUGUGUCCACGUGCUGCAGACAUCAGGAGGCAGUGUCUACUCCAUCGCUGUCACAAACCACCACAUUGUGUGUGGCACCUACGAGAACCUCAUCCAUGUCUGGGAUAUAGAGACAAAGGAACAAGUCCGCACGCUAACAGGGCACGUGGGCACCGUCUAUGCCCUGGCUGUCAUCUCUACCCCGGAUCAAACCAAAGUCUUCAGUGCAUCCUACGACCGGUCCCUGAGGGUGUGGAGCAUGGACAACAUGAUCUGUACUCAGACGCUGCUGCGACACCAGGGUAGUGUCACUGCCCUGGCAGUCUCCAGGGGCCGCCUAUUCUCUGGUGCCGUGGACAGCACUGUAAAGGUCUGGACGUGUUAGCAAGAAGGCCAGAAGAGCCCUGCACACUGAAAGACCAAAACCACCUCCCUGCCGCUUGGCCUGCUGGGUGACUGCCACCACUCUGAGAUAUCUGCUCCAGCUCCUCUCCACACCCACCACUGCCUGCUGCUGCCCACCCACCGGCUCCUCACCCACUGUGAGCCUGGCUGGCAGCCCUCAGGACCACUCUGGCCCAUGGAUGCUCCAGAUAUUCCCUCAGAUCUGCUGGAUAGGAAUGGUAAUGCAGAGGAAGCCGUUCUGGUGCCUUCCUCACUGCUGGGUGCCCUCCUCUGCUGUGUCCCCACCAAGCUGAGGAGCAACUUUUUUGGGGUCUCCAGGCUGGACCAACCCCACUGAAGAUGCAGCGCAGCCCUGGGACGGUGAUGGGACUGAAUGGUUCAGCCUGUCGCAGGUCGGGGUGGGGACAUGGGGAGGCUGCUCCCCUUGUAAAUGGUAGAACUGAACAGUAGGCCUUGCCUCGGGUCAGGGCUCCCCACCCGUUCUCUGUCUCCAGGAUUUCAUUUUACUGCCAAGAUUUGGGCUGAUCCAUCUGGGAUCUUCUUGAGGUCUUCUCUCAAGCAGCCAGGUACGAUUUUUACACCACAGCAAGUUCUCAGAUCAAAUGACACAAGCCCCAUUGUCACCACCCUGUAAUGAUGCUCUCCACAUUAAAGAGGACAAAGCCUCCGUUGCGUUUUUACUCCCAUUUUCUACGGUUUUUAAGAUUGUGAUAGAGAUUUGAUUAUUUCUUCAUUGACAAUAAAAGCA